Messenger RNA from Clupea harengus (Atlantic herring), 1193 nucleotides. It is a transcript of the gene slc41a2a, whose product is annotated as solute carrier family 41 member 2a. Gene Ontology annotation, cellular component: plasma membrane. Gene Ontology annotation, molecular function: monoatomic cation transmembrane transporter activity. The coding region runs from base 150 to 1193 and encodes 347 amino acids. Gene Ontology annotation, biological process: monoatomic cation transport. The record is from RefSeq and is a predicted model, not a curated record. Lineage: Eukaryota; Metazoa; Chordata; Actinopteri; Clupeiformes; Clupeidae. The transcript is spliced from 10 exons.
AUUGCCAGGAGUUGCCAUUACGGCCGUGAGGAUUAAGCGAAGAAGACCACCAACUGUCAGCUUUUCGCUAUGUCGUCAGAUAAACAUCCAACAUAUGCAUAUGAAGACAUUUCCAAAUCCUGAAAAAAUAUUGAGCCCAGCAGUUCUCCAUGGCUCAUCCUGGACUAGAACGGGCACAUGAAGACCCAUUUGAGAAACUCACAGGGGGUUCGCUUAGCCUCUCUGAUCGUGAUAUCAGAGACUACAAAGAGACUGAUCCUUUGCUACGCAGCAGCCGUUCGCACAGACUGCACUUGGAUAAUGACUCGGACGGGCACAACUCCCAUCCUCAUGGAAUGCCCAAUGAGUCCGUCCGUGUCAUGCUGCUCCAGAUCCUGGUGCCCUUCCUGCUUGCAGGGAUUGGGACUGUGUCAGCUGGAAUGUUGCUGGAUGUGAUUCAGUACUGGGAUGUGUUUGUGAACAUCACAGAGAUCUUCAUUCUGGUGCCUCCUCUUCUCGGUCUAAAAGGAAACCUGGAGAUGACUUUGGCCUCGAGGCUGUCCACGGCUGUUAAUGUUGGAAAGAUAAAAAAUCCAACAGAAAAGCGUAACCUGAUCAUUGGAAAUCUGGCACUCAAGCAAGUGCAGGCCACGGUGCUGGGCCUUCUGGCCGCUCUCGCUGCCUGUGGCCUGGGCUGGGCUCUGACCGAGGAGCUGACUCUGAGCCAUGCAGCAGUCCUGUGCUGCUCCAGUGUGGUGACAGCCUUCACUGCCUCCCUCUUACAGGGCAUCCUCAUGGUCGGAGUCAUUCUUGGGGCCAAGAAGAUGGGCAUCAACCCUGACAAUGUCGCCACACCAAUUGCAGCAAGCUUUGGAGACCUGCUCACCCUAACGAUCUUAGCAUUUGUUGGUCAAGGGCUGUAUGACUGCAUUGACACGCACCCCUAUGUUUCCUAUCUACUUUGUGUAACGUUGCUGUGCCUGACCCCGGUGUGGGUGGUAGCAUCUUUCCAACACCCAGAGAGUCGAAAACUGCUUUACACUGGCUGGGAACCUGUCAUCACGGCUAUGUUUAUCAGCAGCAUGGGUGGACUUAUUCUGGAUAAAACAGUGUCAAACCCCAACCUUGAGGGAAUAGUGGUGUACAGCCCUGUCAUCAAUGGUAAUGUUGAGGCCUUAUGGUUCAAGCCCAGGGCUGGGGUGCACUCCUUCUGA